Molecule: messenger RNA, 525 nt
Organism: Ascochyta rabiei
Lineage: Eukaryota; Fungi; Ascomycota; Dothideomycetes; Pleosporales; Didymellaceae
Product: Calcineurin subunit B
Exons: 4
Coding region: 1-525 (174 amino acids)
Molecular function (GO): calcium-dependent protein serine/threonine phosphatase regulator activity; calcium ion binding
Source: RefSeq, a predicted model, not a curated record
AUGGGGAACCAACCGUCUGCGAUUCUCGACAACAUAGCCUCCGGCUCGAAUUUCGACCGUGAGGAGGUUGACAGGUUGAGGAAGAGGUUCAUGAAGCUUGACAAGGACAACUCCGGUACUAUCGAGCGCGACGAAUUCCUAGCCCUUCCCCAGAUCUCCUCGAACCCUCUCGCAACACGAAUGAUUGCCAUCUUCGACGAGGAUGGUGGCGGUGACGUCGACUUCCAGGAGUUCGUCUCUGGUCUCUCAGCCUUCAGCAGCAAAGGAAACAAGGAAGAGAAGCUCCGUUUCGCUUUCCGUGUGUACGACAUCGACCGCGACGGCUACAUCAGCAACGGCGAGCUCUUCAUUGUGCUCAAGAUGAUGGUGGGAAGUAAUCUGAAGGAUCAGCAGCUACAACAGAUUGUCGACAAGACCAUCAUGGAGGCCGAUCUGGACCAUGAUGGCAAGAUCAGCUUCGAGGAGUUCACGAAGAUGGUCGAAAACACGGAUGUAUCAAUGAGCAUGACCCUGGACCAGUUUUAA